Molecule: messenger RNA, 1089 nt
Organism: Myxozyma melibiosi
Lineage: Eukaryota; Fungi; Ascomycota; Lipomycetes; Lipomycetales; Lipomycetaceae
Product: Formate/nitrite transporter-domain-containing protein
Exons: 2
Coding region: 1-1089 (362 amino acids)
Biological process (GO): transmembrane transport; nitrite transport
Cellular component (GO): plasma membrane
Molecular function (GO): high-affinity secondary active nitrite transmembrane transporter activity
Source: RefSeq, a predicted model, not a curated record
AUGUCUCUGCAACCAAAUCACUAUGGCCCUGAAGAGGCCGCAAAUAUGCUGCUCAACACCGGCAUCGCAAAGGCUUAUCAACGCAUCGAUCUCAUGAUUUCGCGGAACUUCAUCGGCGGAGCGUUGACCUCGGUCGGUGGCAUGAUCACGCUUUUGGUUAAAGGAGGCUGCAACGGAUUAUUAGAAAAGAAUCCUGCGAUAGUCAAUUUACUGGCGGGACUUGUCUUCCCGGUCGGCGCGGUCAUGUCUACUCUAACCGGUGGAGAACUGUCCACCGGAAACGUGCUCUUCUUAUCCGUCGCAUUAUUCCAGCGGAAGAUUCCAUUAUGGAGAGCCCUUUACUGCUUUAUGGUAUCAUUUUUUGCAAACCUGGCGGGCUCUCUAUUCUACCUCCUGAUCGCACACUACGGUCACAUUCUAUCAUACGAGCCAUACCGACAAGGCACGAUUUUAUCCGCCGAAGAAAAAGUGAUUGAUCCCUCGGGCGCCACAGUCUUUGUUCGAGCAAUCGGUGCGAACUGGCUCAUCUGCAUCGGCACAUUCACAGCUCUGCUUUCGCGCACGGCGGUGGCAAAAGUGAUUGCAAUCUGGAUUCCUAUCUUCGUUUUCGUCGCGGUCGGGUUUGAGAAUUCAGUGGCGAAUAUGUUUUUGGUGCCGAUUGCGAUGAUUAACGGUGCGCCGGUGUCGGUGGGCCUGUUUAUAUGGAAAUCACUUAUCCUAUCCACGCUUGGGAAUAUCGUGGGCGGGUUUUUCUUCGUGGCCGGUGCUUACUGGUACAUCUACAUAUUCCCCCAGGUCGCGGCUGAAGACGACGAUAAUCUGAGUAUGGGCAAGGCUCCUGGUCCGCUGCUUCCAAUAGCAGAGGGCCACUCACUCCAGCUUGAUCCGGUCUUGACCCGAAUGUUCACCCGCCAAACGACCACGCGACACUCCACCGCGCUGCCAAAUAACUCUGUGGAGUCGUUCAACCGCCGGAAAUACAUGCAGGACAAGCAAUCAAACAGUCAAGGCUCUGCAAGCGACGAUCCGUCGACUGAUAACGAUCGAACAGCGGUCGGCUCGGGUACGGAUGACGACAAGACCGAGUAG